Molecule: messenger RNA, 1377 nt
Organism: Angiostrongylus costaricensis
Lineage: Eukaryota; Metazoa; Nematoda; Chromadorea; Rhabditida; Metastrongylidae
Source: the annotation of a GenBank genome assembly
AUGGACAAAAAAGCUCAAGCUGUUGUUUCAGCGCCGAAACCUGCUUACAACGUCGAUCUGAUAAUUGACAGAUCGUUUCUGACUUAUCCAUUAUACCAUCAGUACCUACUCACCCCACUGAGUGAUCCAGCCGAAAAAUUUCGUUUCAAUGCACUCGAACAACACACUCUACCGACGCUUCCUACUCUUCAUGCUCCUCCCGCUCCUCCUUCUCCGUCUGCUCCUCCCGCUCCACCUGCUUCUUUUUCUUUUCUUUAUCCAACGAACAUUGUUCCAGUACAAAUGCAAAAUUACUCCCCGGCCAGUAACUCCGGUCGUGAACGUUCUGCAUCGUUCCCGCACCGGCCGAUAACACCUCGACGCCUUGUCGUUCUGAGGCCGUUGGCUCCGCAGUCACAUCGAAUGAAGCUGAAGCCACGAAAAAUCCUAUCCAAGCCGUUCAUUCGUCCUCCUGUCUCGUUAAAGAACCAUUCUAUUCGAUUUACGAACGAUGCCGACACUCUCAAUGAUGUUGCAGUUUUCUACAAGAACCUUCAAGCAAGUAAGAGACGCAUUAAGAUCCACGAAGGGAAAUCAUUCAGUGAACUGUUCAGCAGUGUCGGUGCCACCACCUCUAUCCUUCCUCCGGUGAAACAGAAUGUUCGGGAAGAGUUGCGAGAGGAAGUGUCGUUGUCGUUACCUUCGGGCGACCCACUCGACGCUCCUAUUCUGCUGAGACCGCUGACAAAUGAUGUUGUUGAACUAGGCAGGCUACACAGAGAGCAAGAAAUUGUCAAAGAAGAGCCAAUCGAUGCUUCCAUCUCAAGAACUACUCAUUUCGCUGACAGCUUUCCUAUACUAACAGUUGACGAAUGGUCGACCACGACAUAUCCAUCGAGUUCUACACCGAUCACUUCAGAGUUAAAGACGACAAAUAUGCAAGUUGACGAGACGGCCACUAUUAUUCCGACCCUGGAAAAUACACCAUGGACAGCACCUCCUUCUGAAAACAGCUUCCGUCCCAAUAUGAUUCCAUUAGCGCAAAACUUCACCAUCGAUGGUCCCCUGAUCGUGAUCAACAAAGUAGAUGGCAGUACAUCUUCCAGUCGAACUAACGAAGGCAACUCCUCCUCUCGGUUGCCACGCAGAACUGCUUCGGAAGUUGUGGAUCGCCUUUGGCUACAGGGUCGGAGAAAACACAGCCGAGCUAUGGCUUCUAAGACUUACAGAAGGAAACCAGUCUCAUCAAAACUUAUGCCAAUCGACGAGCCGUCUAUGCCUGAAAGGAAACCAUUCGAAGCGUUCUCUGUACUCAAAUUGCCCGAAACGUUUCCGUGUGCCAUUCUUUCUGUUCGCUUUUUCACCUUUUUGGAUUUGCUUUUGGACCUUAGAGGCUGA